AUGCUUUUUCUCGUUGCUCAAUUCGUUCCGGCUGUCGAUCCUUUUCUCUUUGGUCAGCCUAAAUUGGAAUGCAAACCCUGUAUUUGUCAUCCGGAGUGUCACUGUGAAACAAAAUGUGUACAACAGCAGAUUAUGAAAGAAUGUAAUCUUGGUGUCGAUAGUCAUAACAUAUUUGCAUCACAUUAUACACAAGAAAACCGAACAACCCGAUUAAUUUUACUUUUCUCAUUAAUCAUAAAUUUUCUUCUAACACUUCUCUUGUUAUUUCGUAAAACUGUAUGCAACUGUUAUCGUGAACAUCAAUUACAAAAACGACAACAAAAACAGAUUAAACAACAAGCGGCUGCUCGUCAACAAACUGAACGCUAUACUAUCGCGUUGAAACAAAUAAUCACACCACAUGCCGAAAAAUGUCCACCAAAACAAAGCGAUCCUCAUACAACCUCGGAUCAACCACUAUUUCAAUUUCUCUCCAACUUAAAUAUCGAAGACAGCGUAUGA
Molecule: messenger RNA, 501 nt
Organism: Rotaria sp. Silwood2
Lineage: Eukaryota; Metazoa; Rotifera; Eurotatoria; Philodinida; Philodinidae
Source: the annotation of a GenBank genome assembly